AGGUGGAACUGUACAAUAGAAGAAAGGGCGCAAAAGUAUAUAGACCACUGUGUAUUCAAACAUUCGACGAGCAAUGAACGAAAUGGCGCAGGCGAGAAUCUCUAUUCUUACUGGACCUCAGGAAGUGAUGAAGAAGCGGUGGCAACAGCAGGCACGUCUGCUGGUAGCGCGUGGUGGUCUGAACUGGGAAAAUACUACAAAAAUAAUCCGAACAACACGCUGACGAUAGCAGUUUUCGAUCUGGGAGUUGGACAUUUCACACAGUGGAAAUUGGCUUGGAGCCAAGAUAUACGAAUUGGGCAAACCAUGCGAAACGAAUGCCGACUGCUCAACGCAAAAAUGUGA
This is a messenger RNA of Gongylonema pulchrum, 345 nucleotides long. The record is from the annotation of a GenBank genome assembly. NCBI's taxonomy places the organism in Eukaryota, Metazoa, Nematoda, Chromadorea, Rhabditida, Gongylonematidae.